Molecule: messenger RNA, 742 nt
Organism: Medicago truncatula (barrel medic)
Lineage: Eukaryota; Viridiplantae; Streptophyta; Magnoliopsida; Fabales; Fabaceae
Product: non-specific lipid-transfer protein
Exons: 2
Coding region: 216-572 (118 amino acids)
Biological process (GO): lipid transport
Molecular function (GO): lipid binding
Source: RefSeq, a predicted model, not a curated record
AAAAUUGAUAUAUGUGUUUUUGUAAAGUUAGAUAUUUAAUUUACUCUUAAGAUUUUGAUCAUUGGUAAAACUCUCCUUGCACAAUCAAUGUUAAACAUUUGAAGUUGAGUUGGCCAUAUAUUAUCUAUAAACAGGCACCAUAUUACUCAUCCAUUCACUAAUCCACACUCACUAACACACUUGAAUUGCAUUUCCUCUUCCAAAAUUUCCAAAUCAUGGCUAGUUCAAUGCUUGUCAAAGUUACUUGCUUGGCUAUGAUAUGCUUGGUUUUGGGCAUUCCACUAGCCAGUGCUGCCCCUUCAUGUCCUGCAGUGCAACAAACUUUAACAACAUGCCUUCUGUACGCGACAAACCCACAUGGACCUCCCCCUGAACCAUGUUGCAAUGGGAUUAAGACUUUACAUGGCCAAUCCCAAACUCCCCUAGAUCGUCGAGAUGUUUGCGGUUGCCUCAAAUCCAUGAUGACCAAUCUCAAACUCAAUCUUCCUGCCGUUGCUACCCUCCCUAAAGAGUGUGGUGUUGACUUGGGCUAUGUGAUUAGCCCUGACAUGGACUGCAGCAAGGUAAACUAGAAUUGAGCAGCUUGCUGGCCUUGCGCUUGACGAAUAACCAAAGACGGAAAUAAUAAAGGAGAUGAUAAUGGCUUAAGUUCUCUGUUGUAACAGAAUAUCACCAAUAGGGAUCACUAUACUAUGUAUUUCCAUGAUAAUUAAAAUAAAAUCUGAAAUAUUUCUUUUCAAAA